This is a messenger RNA of Coregonus sp. 'balchen', 2252 nucleotides long. The record is from the annotation of a GenBank genome assembly. Lineage: Eukaryota; Metazoa; Chordata; Actinopteri; Salmoniformes; Salmonidae.
AUGGAGAGGAGAAGAAAAGAGAUGGUUCUGAUGGAGAGAGGUCUGCACGGUCCCGUGUCUGGCAAAAGGCUCUCAAACCUGUCAGACUCCGCUGGAAAUUCAGUGUUGGAGGCCCUCGAAAAUUCUCAGCACAGUGGUCGAGUAAGCCCGCGAAUAACUUCCGCCUCGCUUCAUGGAAGUCUCGGGGAUAUUCCAACCAAAGGAAAGUUCGAAAUGGACAGUCUUUUCGGUACCCACCACAGCAGCGAGAACACCUCAUCAGCGGAGAUUUCAUCAUCAGAAAGCAGAAAGACAAUCCACUUAUACUCUGAAGUUUCUCAAGACUCAGACAUGAACAGUGACGUGGAGGUGGGAUGCCCAUCGCAUCGCUCCCCGAGCCAACACAAGGAAAAACAACAACAACAACAAAGGUAAUAUUCACUUGGACCUCAAAUGUAAUUAUAUAAAUAAAACAUGAAAGAUAAAUGUAUUUGAUAUCUUAAAACGGAUAACAAUACCAAUAUUAUAAUAAAAAUAACAAUUUUAUAAAUAAUAAUAAUAAUAAUAGGCCUAAUAAUAAUAAUAAAAACGAAUAAAGAAUUAAUGUGUCUUUGAUUUUGAAAUAUUUCACAGCUAUUGCUACAAAAAUUAUGUAUUAUUUAGCCUAUAGGUAUCAUCUCAUGUGAUAUCAUAAGAAUAUAUAAUAGCCAAUAUACACAGCAACAUUGCCUAUAAAGCUUACAUGAGAUUAUCGAAUAAUCUUUGCAUAUUUCUUUCCUAAAGGUUUUUCUGACAAUAAUUCUGGAGGCUCCAACACAAAUUCAUCCUCCCUUUCCAAUUUUAACGGCAAUGGAAUGUGUUCAAACAUGUCAAAUGCGGAUCAGGUGAGAAGGUACCGGACUGCAUUCACCAGAGAACAAAUAGGAAGAUUGGAGAAAGAGUUUUACAGGGAAAAUUAUGUCUCAAGACCAAGAAGAUGUGAACUGGCUGCAUCCCUGAAUCUACCUGAAACUACAAUAAAGGUAGGCCUAUGUUCUGUUAUAUGCAUACAUUCGUGCGUAAUAUAUACAUUACGUAGGCUACACCACAAAUAGUUAGGAAUAUAUAGGAUAUAAUUAUAUUACACACACCACUAAAACACACGCUGGUCAACAUGCAUGCAUCGAAACACACACGCACGCGCGCACACACACACACACACACACACACAGAGAGAGAGAAAACCUAGAAACGAAUCCGUUUGGUAUAAUUCACUAUGUGAGCAAGACAAUGGUCUACUCGAAUCUAUUCCAGAAAUUAAUCUGAAAUGAAUGAAUGAAUGAGUGAGUGCAUCUGAAAUGAAUAAAUGAAUCUGAAAUGAAUGAAUGAAUCUGAAAUGAAUAAAUGAAUGUGAAAUGAAUGAAUGAAUGUAAAAUGAAUGAAUUAAUCUAAAAAGUUACUAUAAGAGGCAUUUCUUUGGAAUUAAUUUGUUCAACUUGCUGAUUUGUUUAAGAGUCCCUAAAAAUAACUAUUCACAAAUACAUAUAUAUAUAUAUAUAUAUUGGCCUGUUCGUUUUAAACUCUUAAUUUUAAUAAAACUUGCAUUAGCAAUGUUUACGCAGUAGGUGGAUGGAUUUAAUAAGGUCCGAAUGUAAACAUGAAUGAUGAUUCUCUGUUUGUAGGUAUGGUUCCAGAACAGGCGGAUGAAGGACAAGAGGCAACGUUUGGCGAUGUCUUGGCCCCAUCCAGCAGAUCCAAACUUUUACACCUACAUGAUGACGCACGCGGCAGCCACCGGAAGUCUACCAUACCCUUUCCAUUCCCACAUGCCUCUGCACUAUUACCCGCAUGUUGGUGUCACAGCAGCUGCCGCGGCCGCAGCCGCGUCUGGUGCUGCAUCGUCACCUUUCGCUACCUCCAUUCGCCCUCUCGAUACUUUCCGUGCACUCUCCCAUCCUUACUCACGACCAGAGCUUCUCUGUGGCUUCAGGCACCCAGGACUUUAUCAGUCACCCGCAGGCCUCAAUAGCUCUGCGGCAGCAUCAGCAGCAGCGGCAGCAGCAUGUGCAGCUGCUGUCGGCGCGCCAUCCGCCACUGGGCCAUGCUCGUGCCUCAGUUGUCACAGCAGCCAGGCGGCCAGCGCGCUAGGCUCCAGAAGUAGCAACACUGACUUCACCUGCACCGCAUCCGGGCAGAGAUCCGAAAGUGGAUUUUUGCCGUAUUCUGCCGCUGUCCUGAGCAAAACCUCGGUUCCAUCACCAGAUGAAAGAGAGGAAUCUUCACUAAACAGAUAA